This is a messenger RNA of Myzus persicae (green peach aphid), 2031 nucleotides long. RefSeq names its product ectonucleotide pyrophosphatase/phosphodiesterase family member 5-like. The transcript has 7 exons. Lineage: Eukaryota; Metazoa; Arthropoda; Insecta; Hemiptera; Aphididae. The record is from RefSeq and is a predicted model, not a curated record. The coding region runs from base 676 to 2031 and encodes 451 amino acids.
CAAUUUAUUCGCCUAGCGUGUCGACCGAGCGCGUUCGUCACUGCUCCCACUCCGACCGAACGAGUGUGUCGUCGCCUGUUCGGCCCUCGCGUCUUCUCCCACACCACUACAAGAGUUUGAAAAAUGCCACGCUUAGAGUAAUAUCACUCUAUGCGCUGCAGUUACGCGCACGCCGCCAACACGCACAAUAUUGUUAUUGUCCACCGACUGCUGUCCAUUUGCAGAUGUACACGAGAGACGGCCAAGGGUGAAACUCUUUCGUUUCGGCAUUUCAUAAAGUAUUAUACUCGCCGUGACCUUUCCAGUCCACCGGAACCACGCACAAAGACCGGCGGUAAUUAUUGCGGUUUCGACGAAUAUUACAAAUAUCCGUUUGGUAAGUGUACAUCGACGACGAUACGAAUGCGGUUUUUACCGUGAACCUCGAACUAUAAUACUAUAUCAGUUGCAAGUCAGUGAAAUAGCUUGAAACACGAUCCGAUUAUAGAUUCCGAGAUAUUAAGGGCAUCACGACAACGGCCGUUCGAUCCGGACACCGCUGUUGACCCGUGCCCUUAUCGUUAUCGAGUCCGGCCACGUUCACACCGGAGGUACGCGUCGAUCUAUACAAACGCGUAGAUCACCGUUCGCCGGUGGACAAUUUUUUCCUCCAAUCGCUGCCGGUGGCCGUUGGCCAUGUGCUCGCCGACUGGUGCUGUGGCCGUGCAGUACUUAGUCGUGGUGUUCGCGGCGGUGGCGACGGCCGCCGUCACGCGACACCCGGUAACCGUGGUCAUGUCGUUCGAUGGUUUCCGGCCCGAUUAUAUCCGGCCCGACGUGACGCCGCACAUGGCCCGAUUCCGGGACGCGUCAGCCGCGCCGCCGUACAUGCGCAGCGCGUUUCCCACGAAGACUUUCGUCAACCACUUCACCAUAGCAACCGGACUGAAUCCCGAGACGCACGGAGUGUUCGACAAUUCCAUGUUCGACAGGCACAACGAGACGAUGCAUUACACCUACGAGCAGUUCCACUACGACGAUUCGGUGGUGCCUAUCUGGAUACAAAAUGAAAAUAAUGGAGAAGGACGAUAUAGUGGUGUAAUGAUGUGGCCCGGAUCCGAUUUUCCAUAUCAAGGAAAAACCCCAACUUACACUGAAGUAUACAACAAUUCAAUCCAUUGGAAUUCUCGAAUAGACACUAUCAUGUCUUGGAUUGAAGAUGAAAAUCAACCAGCUAAUCUAGUGCUUGCAUAUUUUGAAGAACCUGAUAGAACUGGUCAUAAAAAAGGAGUAGGCUCACAAGAGAUAAACAAACAAAUCAUUAGAGUAGAUGACACAGUCAAAUACAUACUUGAUCAAUUAAAAUAUAAGAAUUUAGAAGAAAAAAUAAACCUCAUAAUUCUUAGCGACCACGGAAUGAAUACAGUAACAUAUGAUAGAAUGAUAUUUUUAGAUGAUUAUGUAUUCAAUAUGACAUACAAAUCUAUUAUUACAGGUCCAAAUGCAUUUAUACUUCCAAAUAUAGGUAAAUUUGACGAAGUUUAUACGAAUCUUUCAAUCGGAGCCAAUACAUCAAAAACAUUUGACGUAUUUAAAAAAUAUGAAUUACCUGACCGUUGGCAUAUGAAAAAUAAUCCUAGGUUGAACGGGAUCAUUUAUUUGUUGGCAAAACCCAAUUACGCGUUUUGGUAUAGUUUUUAUCAAACGAUUUUGGAUAAGACAACCAAGGAAAUGUUUAGAGCAGGGACCCACGGAUAUGACAACAACGACCCUCUGAUGCACGCUCUUUUCAUGGUUUCGGGACCGAUGUUCAAGAAAAACUUCACUGCACAGCCAUUUGACAACGUGGACCUGUACCCACUGAUUAGUCACCUGUUGGCACUAGAUGAGGCGGCCAAAUACGUGCGGCCCGUGAAUGGGACGAUAGCCGGCGUCGAACAACUACUUCUGUCACCUAAGUCAUCCAGCGCCAGCACGUCGUCGUCGCCAUCACCGCACGUCCUAGCUGGCAUAAUAGCGACCUUCAUUGACGCUUUGAAAAAGUUCCAGUAA